Molecule: messenger RNA, 1702 nt
Organism: Ricinus communis (castor bean)
Lineage: Eukaryota; Viridiplantae; Streptophyta; Magnoliopsida; Malpighiales; Euphorbiaceae
Source: RefSeq, a predicted model, not a curated record
CUAUAAUGACUUGGAUAAAGUGGACAUAAUUCUAUUAAUAUAGAUUUUGGUAUAAUUGAUUUUUAAUAUAUUUGAAUUGGAGCGUAUUUUGAUGAAUAUAUUUAAAAAAUAUAUUUAUAUUUUAAGCACUCAAUUUACGUAAAAAUUGCAAUUAUUGUUAUAAAAAUAGACAUUUAUCUAAAUAACUCAACCCUAAAAGGCAGCGACUUUCGCAUGGUUUAAAACAUGCUAAACAUCAAACGAAUCCAAAUCCAAAGCCAAAAGAGAGCGAAAUCAAACAAACAAAUCCAUAAAAAUUCAGGAAUGGCAUCCCCAGAAGAGGAAGGAGCAACGGACGACAGUUUUAGAGCCCGAGUAGAGAAGAUAUUCGGAUUUUUAACUUCUUCGUCUUCUUCUUCUUCUUCUCAUUCGCAGCACCAGCCGACGUCGUCUCUUCAAUCAACUCUCUGGUCUCUCACCGACGAUGAGGUCGAGAGAAGACAGUGGAGAAGAUACACGGAUAACUCUGACAGGGACGAAAUUCCGUGUUCUUCGUCCUUCCAUGACCUUAAAAUGUAUCGAAUAAGGAAUGUUCGAUGAGACCUGAAUGACGAUCUCGAUGAGUCCAAUACGGUGCAUAGAGGAGGAGUGAGCUUGGAUGAUGCUAAUGCAUGGAACAUCCGAUCAUCAAUUGGCUUGGACCGUACUCUCGAUGAUGAGGAAGAGGAGGAUGAAGAUGAUAAAGUGGCUUUAGGAAGAGAAAAUGCUGGCGAGCGUCUCCACUCUUAAUUGAACCUUCAUAAUGUGCUUACCAAAAACCGACGUGCUAAUCAUGUGGCAGCCAAAAUUAGGCUGCAGGACGAUGAUGUUGAAGCCCAAAACUUAAUUUCUAAACAGCUUUUUGGUAAACCGUGUCAGGAAAGUGGCACUCAGUUGAGAUCUAUUUUGAAAAGGAAAGACGCCAAUUUAGAAUCCAAGACAAGUAAGCGUGUUAGGUUUGAUCCUAGAUGUACAAUUCUGUUCAAGGAAGAAGCACCUGGAAUUCAAGAUGAUGAUCAUAUCUAUAAUGGCAAUCUAAAUCAUUUGAGGAAUUAUUCUCAGUAUACCUAUUAUAAUUCCUCCAGUGAAGUUGAAGAGGAAUCCAAUACCCAAGUUAGAUAUAGAAAUUCAACACGAUCUGGUUCAGAUGCUUCAGCUUACCUGGCAGCGACUUUAAUCCAAAGGAAUGAAGUCAAGAAGGCGAUGCAAGACGAAGAAGCAGAAGAAGAAAAUGAUGAUAAUCAGUCCUUGCGUCACAGUGGCUUGCCUGUUGGCAUUGCAGCUGGGGAAUCAAAUGCUGGUGUCGUGGAGGAAGAUGAACCAGAAGCAAAUGCCGUCAUCACUAGUGUUGGCUCCCAAAAAGUUGGAGGCAGUUAACCAACAAAGUCAAGUGAUCCUUGAUCUCUCUCUCUGACUCUGACGUUUCAGCAAUUCUAAACGUUCCAUUUCUCUAUUAUAAGCCAGUUGAUUUGAUUUUUCAUUAUUUCGAAAAAUGGGUUAUAGGUAUAAGAAUGUCUUCGGUCCCUUUUAUGGCUCUUUCCUUGCUGCUGGUUAUGAGUUAUGACUUGGCGCAAACAGAUGCACUUCUUGGGCUUUGGUUGUCUUCAGUUUCUAUUUGGAUUUUAAUAAUGGUGAACAUAUUCAGACUUGUGCUUUCCGGAAAUGGAGGUUGUGAUUUGCAGAA